CUGCAUAUAUUGGGAUCUUGCAUGUAAUUGUGAAGGUUGACCAACGAGCCCAUGUUUGCACUUUCACAUCCCUAGUUAAAAUAAAUACUGUAUUUUUUAGGUAUUUUAAUCUGUUAUUUUGAGUUCAGUAUUGACUAUAUAUUUCUCCUGUCUUAAAAAUACAAUGAGAAUUGAAAAGCCUCUGGCUAAGGGGAGGGAUCCACAAAAAUAUGUCCAUAAUAUUGUAAUCAGUGGUCACCAACCCCUUGAUUGCAAUUGAUUGGUGGCUUCUGGAGCCUCUGCCAGUCGGUCACAAUCUCUAGGCUGCUAGAAGUUCAGCGGUGCAGCAGUGCUCAAUCAGGCUGCUUGCAUCCUGUGACCCCAUAUCCCUCCCAGAAGCUGCUGACAUGUUUCUGUGGGCCUUGGCAUGAUGUGGGAGGGAGGUGACUGCACAUGGUGCCCCUGCCUCCGGGACUCUACCCACAGCUCCUAUUGACCAGUUCUCAGCAACAUCAGCAAUGCAUGCCAUCUCCCUAUCCCCCAAGUAGCAAGCAGAGAGUUUCCAGAAGCUAGCCACUUAAAGGAACUGUAUGGGGUCAUGGCAUGCAAGCAGUCUGCCUGAGUCCUGUGUGCUGCUGGCGAGGAGCUGCCUGGAGUAAGCAUUUCCUCACAUGCUCCUGUACCCCAGCCUCCUGCCGUAGGACCGAAUGUCUUCCAGCACUAAACUCUCUCCUAGAGCCUUUGUCUUCUCUGGCACUGCACUCUGACACAUUGCCCGAGCCUGGAGCCCCCUCUUAAGCCCCAAAUCCUUCCCAGAAUGAAACUAAUAUACCAGCUGUUCUAAAAUAAGAAGUAGGCUGUUUGGAAUUAAUUAUAUUUCUACAUGUUUUAAGACUGAAGUGUAAUUGCAGAAUAUAUUUUUUUUGAAUUAAAGGGCAAUGUUGUGUAACAUUAACUGCCUUGGUGCCAUAAUUGUGAUAGUUUUGUUUUAAAUUAGGAAAAAGACUUGUAAGGACCCACAAAAGCUAAUAACCCCAGGCCUACAGGAGAAUUAAUUUGGCUCUGAAAACAACAGUAAUUAGAAUAUUUUUAUAUUUGGGCUGAAUUAGAUGGCCAUCAAAGCUUUUUUUCAAAUAGAGGCUACAUGUAGCUCCGGUGUGGGCAAAAUACGGCCCAUCAGCUACACCCACUCAAUGUAGGGCUUUACUGAUUCACCAUUCACAUCCCUACCCAUGGCCACUUACCAAAAUUCUUGGAAUGCCUCCCCCUUUCCCACCCCACACAAAUUACUUCCUUAUCUGGUAUAGAUGCUUAUCUGAAUGUUUCAGUGUAUGUUUUGAAACUGAGCAGGUAACACCUGCACUUUGACUUUCUUCAAAAAUAAAUUCUUGUUUAUCCCUUCUAGAUGCCGGAUAUUAUGAGGCAAAAUAAAAUUGUGGAACUGAAGAACUUCCUCUGUUCUUCUAAGUUACAAAAUAAUCCUACUUCAGCAAGUCCUGUUUUUGAGGCAAAUGGUAAUCAGCCUGUCUACCCAAACUCCCUUCUUCCAAUGAAGUCAAUCCAACACAGACCAGAGAUGGUCAGUAGUCAGCCUCUCCCCAUAGUAGAUAAUGGGAAAAAGAAAAAGAAGAAAAGGAGGACCAGAGCCACACAUCAUCUCCCAGGGAAGUUUGAAGACUUGUACAAGUUGACUGCUGAGCUUCUUGGUGAGGGUGCAUAUGCCAAGGUUCAAGGUGCUGUUAGUCUGCAAAAUGGGCAAGAAUAUGCAGUAAAAAUAAUUGAGAAGAAUACUGGGCACAGUCGAAGUCGUGUUUUUCGUGAAGUAGAAACAUUGUAUCAAUGUCAGGGUAACAAGAACAUUUUGGAGUUAAUAGAAUUUUUUGAAGAUGACACUAGGUAUUACCUUGUCUUUGAGAAAUUGCGAGGAGGUUCAAUCCUAGCGCACAUACAAAAGAGAAAGCACUUUAAUGAACGGGAAGCCAGUAGGGUGGUAAGAGACAUUGCCUCUGCUCUGGAUUUUUUGCAUACAAAAGGCAUUGCACAUAGGGAUCUGAAGCCUGAAAAUAUAUUAUGUGAAUCUCCAGAAAAGGUGUCUCCAGUGAAAAUAUGUGACUUUGACCUUGGUAGUGGAGUGAAACUGAACAGUGCGUGUACGCCAAUAACUACUCCUGAGUUAACUACCCCAUGUGGUUCCGCGGAAUACAUGGCCCCAGAGGUGGUCGAAGUCUUCACAGAGGAGGCCACGUUCUAUGACAAGCGCUGUGAUCUGUGGAGUCUGGGUGUGAUCUUGUAUAUCAUGCUCAGUGGCUACCCUCCUUUUGUGGGGAACUGUGGCACGGACUGUGGCUGGGACAGAGGAGAAGUCUGCAGAGUCUGUCAGAAUAAGCUCUUUGAGAGUAUCCAGGAAGGCAAGUAUGAGUUUCCAGACAAGGACUGGUCUCAUAUAUCCAAUGAUGCCAAAGAUCUCAUCUCAAAGUUGCUAGUUCGUGAUGCCAAAGAAAGACUUAGUGCUGCUCAGGUUCUUCAGCAUACCUGGCUGCAAGGGCAGGCUCCUGAAAGGGGAUUACCCACGCCACAAGUUCUUCAAAGAAGAGACAGCAGCACAAAAGACCUGACGCUAUUUGCAGCAGAGGCCAUCGCCCUGAACCGUCAGCUGUCCCAGCAUGAGAACGAGCUGGAAGAAGAGCAAGAGAACAUCGCUCAGGCCAUGUCCUCCAUGAAGCUUUCUCCCCCCUCCAGAUCCCGCUUAGCCAAACGCAGAGCAAUGACCCAAGCCACCAAAAAUAGCGACUUCCAGCCUGUCACUCAGGCAGCCCUUUGACCUGCAGACACUAAUGGGAUUGGUCAGUUUUACUUCCAGUAUUUUAAAGUCUGAUGGACAUCGCGGUUUAAUGAGUUUUAGUAGGAAGCUCAUUAGAAAGGGACUUGUACCUUUAAAUGGAUACAGUCUUAGGAAUGGUUUUGCUUGAUGGAUUUGGGAGAGUAAGACAGUUUGACUGAAAUUCUUUUUAAACUAGAGGAAGUGAGGUUGCUACUAUUUCACCGGGGACAGUAAACCACUAAGCUUUCCUUCUUUUCUCUUAAAGAGCACACUUUAAAAUGUAGACUUGAGGGCAUUUGGAAAAGCUCUUCUCUUGCUUUCCAUAUCAGAGCACAAAGACUUUCUACCCCCAUGCACCCACCCUUGUGUAGGAAACCAUGGUGCUGCUCCUUUAAUCAAUUGGAGAUGCUGCUAAUUCCGUUCAGUCCACUAAAAGGCUGAGAGUGCACUUUGUCCUUAGCACUUGGGAAGUGAAGAGGAUGCUUAUGGCUGGUUGCUGCAACUUGAUGAGCACUCUCCACUCCCAUUGGCUCCAGUUGGAGUUAAAUACAUCCUGCAAGAUGCUGGGUAGGUUCAAGCUUGUAACAGGAUCAGAUCCUUGAAAAUGAAGGCAAAUGCUGGAAGAAGAUUAUCAUCUUUUUUGGGGGUAGGGGGAGAUGGAGUAUGGACAAUCAGGUGCUUUCAUCUCUUGACCGUCUCCGAACGAGCAUGUACUCCUGCUUAUCUCAAUGCCACGUAUUCUGUCAGUACAUUUAAAUGUCUCCUUUUCUUGCCAAUUACAUUCUUAAAUCUGAGUCAGUAGUCCUAGCAGAGAAACUUUAAACUAAUAUGUUUCCCUGCAUCACUGUCUGCAAUAUACCUUUACUCAUGAAGCGUAUGGCUCGUAAUUAUUUUUUCCAGUAUUACCCUGAUUACGUUUCUUGCUGUAGGAGGGUGAAUGCACAGGUUCCAAUCAAGUAGUAUUUGGGAGAGAAAUCUGAGCUUUUCCAGCCGAUGGGAAGAUAGUGUGUGGACGACAGGGAAUAAGAGGGCAUGGUCAUAAACUUGCAGCAGUCAAGCAGGUGGGUAGGGUUUAGAUUAGAACGUUGGUUCAGCAUACGUAAUGUUACAAUGUGGUAACAAAGAUGGUUCAAGAGCUGCUUUGGAAAAGCAUUGGCCUAAACUUUCAAAAGCCACUUGCAGUUUUAAGUAUCCAACUUGAAGUACCUUAACCACACUUCAUUUUCAGGAAGUGCGGAACCACCCAUGCUGUGGAACCUGGCCCCUUUAAGUUGUCUCGGGCUGGACACUCAAAAGUGCUUGUCAUUUUUGAAACCUUGUGCAAAUGUCUCGUGGCAAGUAAAAUGUAUGCCUUCCAGUGUCGGGAUUAAUAAUCCCAAACAGCUA
This is a messenger RNA of Pelodiscus sinensis (Chinese soft-shelled turtle), 4186 nucleotides long. The record is from RefSeq and is a predicted model, not a curated record. Lineage: Eukaryota; Metazoa; Chordata; Testudines; Trionychidae.